This is a messenger RNA of Galendromus occidentalis (western predatory mite), 492 nucleotides long. RefSeq lists its product as uncharacterized. NCBI's taxonomy places the organism in Eukaryota, Metazoa, Arthropoda, Arachnida, Mesostigmata, Phytoseiidae. Bases 58 to 492 code for a protein of 144 amino acids. The transcript has 2 exons. The record is from RefSeq and is a predicted model, not a curated record.
CGCUCAUACACGCAUCCGACCACCCGCGUGCGACUGGUUUCUAGUUCUCAUCCCAGGAUGUGGUGUGCUAUACUUUUGUGUUUAUCCGGUUUCGCGCAGCUUUGUUUGAGUGGUUACUACGGAGGGGGUUCCUCCGCACAUUCGCCGUACAGCGAUCAGGACUUUUCGGGAUUCGAUAGUGGACCACUUUUGCCCUCGAUCCCCGGUCUGGGAAUGGCUUUGAGUCCGAACGAACUCCAGAACAUCUUAUCGAGUUUCACCAUGAGCUCCGUGGAUAGAAUCCCAGCGGUAGCGAGCCACGUAUACGGUUCACCACAGAAAUUGAUCAUCAGUGACUACCAGGGUCCAACGAAGAAAUUUUACGGUACAGUACGAAGUUUCCAUCAAGUUCGAACCCUCGAUCACGGAGGGAACAGUUUGGCGUCCAACUCUUACAAUCAGAACCCCGUUUCGACCGGCUUCGAGGAUUUCAUGUUCCCUGCGGACUGGUGA